AUGGAGCCCCUCCCCAAAGCCCCAGAGGUCGACGAGAAGUCUCCAGAAUCCAAGGACCUGCUGCCCAGCCAGACCGCCAGCUCCCUGUGCAUAAGCUCCCGAAGCGAGUCUGUCUGGACCACCACCCCCAGGAGUAAGUGGGAGAUAUACCACAAGCCCAUCGUCACUAUGUCCGUGGGCGGCGCCAUCUUCCUCUUCGGCGUGGUCAUCACCUGCUUGGCCUACACCCUGAAGCUGGACCGAAAGUACCUGACGGCCCUUAAGAUGAUCGGGCCGGCCUUCCUGUCCCUGGGACUCAUGAUGCUGGUGUGCGGGCUGGUGUGGGUGCCCAUCAUCAAAAAGAAACAGAAGCAGAGACAGAAGCCCAUGUUCUUCCAGAGCAUCAAGUCCUUCUUCUUAAAUCGCUGA
This is a messenger RNA of Pteronotus mesoamericanus, 408 nucleotides long. It is a transcript of the gene PIRT, whose product is annotated as phosphoinositide interacting regulator of transient receptor potential channels. Gene Ontology annotation, cellular component: plasma membrane. Bases 1 to 408 code for a protein of 135 amino acids. The transcript has a single exon. Lineage: Eukaryota; Metazoa; Chordata; Mammalia; Chiroptera; Mormoopidae. Gene Ontology annotation, biological process: positive regulation of cation channel activity; phosphatidylinositol-mediated signaling. Gene Ontology annotation, molecular function: transmembrane transporter binding; phosphatidylinositol bisphosphate binding. The record is from RefSeq and is a predicted model, not a curated record.